AGAAGUGAGAGGGAGGGCAGAGAGUGGGAGAGCACUGUUUGAAAAAGAGGGAGAUAAAAUUAGGGGAGGGAGAAAGAAAGAAACUACAGGAGAGAGACUUCGCAAAGGAAGGGAGUGUAAGAAGAGGUUGACAGAGUGAAUGGAGGAGGGGAAGAAGAGUGGAUGAGUGUGGAAGAAGACCACCGAGAGUAAAGCCGGGAAGUUACAGGAGACAGUAGUUGAAACUGAGCUGAGAAAAGUGGAGGUGGGAGAGCACAGGACAAAAGACUCAUAGCUUUGAGUUUUCCAACUCCCCACCUCCAACACUGUAAGAGACUGAGUGCAGACCCUAACUGAGAAUGACAUCCCUACAUGCAAUCUGGAUAUGGCUCCUGCUGUCUAUUGUGCACAAAUCAAGUAUUGCCAAGUUCAGCCCAGAGGGCUGGCUACAGCAGUAUGGAUAUCUGCCUCCAGGAGACCUCCGUACACACACAUUGCGCUCCCCACAAUCAAUGACUGAAGCCAUCGCUGCUAUGCAGAAGUUCUAUGGACUGACUGUGACUGGCAAGGUGGAUAGCAACACAGAGAGGGCAAUGAGGAGGCCAAGAUGUGGUGUCCCAGAUAAGUUUGGGACCGAAAUUAAAGCAAAUUUGAGGCGAAAAAGAUAUGCUGUACAGGGACUAAAAUGGCAGCACAAAGACAUCACCUUCUGCAUACAGAAUUAUACACCCAAAGUGGGCGAAUAUGAGACACAUGAGGCUAUCCGGAGAGCAUUUGCUGUCUGGCAGAGUGUGACCCCACUACAGUUCCGUGAGGUUCGAUAUGUGGACAUUCAGGAUGGUUAUGCCAAGCAUGCUGACAUCAUGCUUUUCUUUGCUGAGGGUUUCCAUGGUGAUAGCACCCCUUUUGAUGGAGUCGGGGGCUUUCUGGCACAUGCAUACUUUCCUGGGCCUGGCAUUGGUGGAGACACUCACUUUGAUUCUGCAGAACCAUGGACAUCCAGGAAUGAUGAUCUAGAUGGUAAUGACCUAUUUCUAGUGGCCGUGCAUGAACUAGGCCAUGCAUUGGGUCUAGAACAUUCCCAUGAUCCAUCAGCUAUUAUGGCACCAUUCUAUCAGUGGAUGGACACUCAGAACUUUCAACUACCAGAAGAUGAUCGUAGAGGUAUCCAGCAGAUAUAUGGAAGUGGCCAUGGGGAAGGACCACCAACACGUGCACCUCGUCCCACACGUGCACCUCAUCCCACUCCACGUCACCGGCCAGAUAUUCCUGAUGAUCCCGAUGUACCACGUUAUGGACCAGAUAUUUGCCAAGGCAAUUUUGAUACCAUGGCUAUUUUGAGGGGAGAGAUGUUUAUCUUUAAGGAGCGCUGGUUCUGGCGUCUACAGAAUAACCGUGUAAUGGAUGGUUACCCACUGCCCAUUGGGCAAUUCUGGCAGGGACUUCCAAACUCUAUAAAUUCAGCAUAUGAAAGGAAAGAUGGCAAAUUUGUCUUCUUCAAAGGGGAUAAGCAUUGGUUGUUUGAUGAAGCCAUGCUCCAGCCUGGGUACCCUAAGACACUGAAAGAGUUGGGUCGAGGAUUACCAAGUGAUAGAAUCGAUGCUGCUAUCUACUGGAUGCCCAAUGGAAACACUUACUUCUUCAGAGGAAACAAGUACUAUCGGUUUAACGAGGAGAUGAGGGCUGUCGAUGCAGAUUACCCAAAACCUAUGAAAGUGUGGGAAGGAAUCCCUGAUUCUGUCCGAGGGGCAUUCAAUGGAAAAGAUGGAGCCUUCACCUAUUUCUACAAGGGCAACAAGUACUGGAAGUUUAAUAACCAGCAACUGAAGACAGAAUCUGGUUUCCCUAAGUCUUUUCUGCAGGACUUUGUGGGCUGCAGCACCGUCAGGCAACCUGAUGAUGCUGAUGAUGACACAGAAGUGGUAAUCAUCGAAGUGGAUGAAGCCAGUGGAGGAGUGAGCGUGGCAGCUGUUGUAAUACCUGUCCUCCUCUUACUUUGUGUCCUGUUCCUUGGACUGGCUGUUUUGAUCUUCAGGCAGUAUGGCACUCCUAAGAGGCUUCUAUACUGGCAGCGCUCCCUUCUGGACAAAGUGUGAGACCUCAUGGAUCUGCCCACCUCCCUCACACAGAUAUCAUGUGGAGCAGUAUCAAUCUCCUGGGGAGGGAGGAAGGGAGAGAGCCAGGUUACACCAUCUUUGCCGCUUGUUAUGUGGCACACAUCGCUACGUUUAACCCCUUCACAGAUUGGAGCCAUGUCUUCCAUAACGGUUGUUGCACUGGUACUUAUAUUAGUUUCUAUUGGUCAGACAGUGAUCUUGGUACAGCCACCACUUGCAAGAGUCAGAGCAGGGAUGGACACCCUCUAAAGCAUCAUAAAACAACUUUCUGAUAGUUGGCAUUGUUCACCCUUCCCAAACACCAUCACUACAUCUCAGAUGUAUAGGUCUGUCUGACAGGACUGAAUAUUCAGAAGUGCCAAACAUUAUUCCUGGAUGGGGUACAUGCAGGUGCAACUUGGGGAAGAGCAGCCUGUCUGACCAUGUGAGCUCUUGUCCACAUGCCAAAGCUUGUGGCGUCUGUGUCUUUACUGCCAAUAGCACAGUCAAUGUUAUGAAAUACCAAAAAUGGACAUUAACAAUCAAUAAGGAGAUUAUUUAUUCUUUUCAGUAGUUGUGUCACAGCUGUGUUGUGACCCACAAAUCUCCUCUUAAUAGACUAUGGUCACAAAUUAUAAAGGCUCAGUAUCAUUAGGGACCAAGGUGACCUACUUCAAGUUAAAUAAAAUUGUUUCCAUAGUAACCAAAGUUGUUUGUGAAGAAUACAUUGAUGUCUUGUCCCAUAGAAUAUAAAGUACUGUCCAUGAUACGUGACCUGGAGAAAAGUGAGAAAGUUAUGUGUAAUUUGCAGAGCAGGAAUCUGUAUCUGGAAAGAAAAGAAAGGACAAUUGUAAUGUCAGUAUCACCCAGCUUCCAAAGUGCCUUGAAAAGUGUCCUGUACCUCUGUAAACCCAUCCCGUUGUGUUCAGUGUUACCUCCUAUACCCUACACCAUCUUCUGUAUUCUUUGGAAUAUAGUAGAGAAAGUUUUAACUCUGAGCCCUCAGGGUUACCUGUUGGCAUCUGACUGGGAAGGAGCUAAUACAGUAGCUGCUCUUCUGGACUCUUUAGCCAAAAAUGGUUAGUCACUGUUCCGCAGGUCUUUGCAGAGAGAGUAUUGUUCAGGUUUUUCUUUUUAGAUGGAAGGGAUUGAACGGCUCUGAAGGAUUCUUUGCAGGUCUGAGGCAGAGGAAGGAUUGGGCUCUGCUCUCACCACGCCUCUGUCUUAGAAGGGGUUAAUAACUGCUCUGCAGGUCUCUGGCUGUGAUGGGGAUUAUCAUGGUUAUCAUGGUUCUUCAGGGCCCCUGUAGCUGGGAAGGAAACAAAUCACUGUUCUGCAAGGGGUUAGCCACAGCUCAGCAGGUUUCUGUCAAGUGAGGUUAAGAGGGGCAGAUCACAUGGUACGGUCAGUGGGGUGGUGGUCACGUUUUCUUGUUUACUGUCUUUCUCUUUCUCUUUGGUUUAUAUUAUUAUAAUUAUUAAUAUUUGAUAAUGAGGCAACUCCUGCUGGCCAGGCCGCUUUGCAUCUCCAACAUGUUCACAGCCUGAGGAAUCAAUGGAAUAAUUGAGUUCAUGUCCAACUUAUGUUCCACUGGUUCCUCAUGCAAAAAGUGGAUAACCCCUUCACCCCUCCAUCCCCAAAGUACAGAUCUUUAGUGUUAGAGUUUACACAAGGUCAUGGGUCCUAUGUCCUUCUAACCUAACGUUGUAUCAACUAGUAACCUCUUACUGUGCCUCGUGCAGGGCUGAACUGUGCAUCAGUCCUUUGGUUAGGCUAAUGUAGCUGAGGAGGGGGAUGCGGGCCCACCUUAUUGGUUUCAUUAAAGCUUUUUUCUUGUGGACGAAAUUUGUGUUUUUAGUUUGUUAUUUUUGUUUUGUUUUGUUUUUUUACCAUCUUUUGUAAAAAUCUCUUGAAAGCUAUUUGUUAUGAACCAAAGGUUUUGUAACAUUACAAAUAUAAAAAUACAAAAAAAGUGAUAAA
This is a messenger RNA of Pseudophryne corroboree (corroboree frog), 4055 nucleotides long. RefSeq names its product matrix metallopeptidase 14 (gene MMP14). NCBI's taxonomy places the organism in Eukaryota, Metazoa, Chordata, Amphibia, Anura, Myobatrachidae. Bases 339 to 2075 code for a protein of 578 amino acids. Gene Ontology annotation, biological process: skeletal system development; extracellular matrix organization; zymogen activation. Gene Ontology annotation, cellular component: extracellular matrix. The record is from RefSeq and is a predicted model, not a curated record. The transcript has 10 exons. Gene Ontology annotation, molecular function: metalloendopeptidase activity; zinc ion binding.